UGUAGAUCAGCGUGCACCUGACCCGCAGGCAUCACCCUUUGGGGUGCCAGGAGAGGGACAUCCAAACUGUCCGGCACCUGUCUGCAAGGACCAAGCCACCAUGCCUGAAGUCAGAGACCUUUCGGAAGCCUUGCCAGAGACGUCGAUGGACCCCAUCACAGGAGUCGGGGUAGUGGCCUCCCGGAACCGAGCCCCAACUGGCUACGAUGUAGUUGCACAAACGGCAGAUGGCGUGGAUGCUGACCUCUGGAAAGACGGCUUAUUCAAGUCCAAGGUUACCAGAUACCUGUGUUUCACAAGAUCAUUUUCCAAAGAAAAUAGUCAUUUGGGGAAUGUGUUGGUGGACAUGAAGCUUAUCGACAUUAAGGACACGCUGCCUGUGGGCUUCAUCCCGAUCCAGGAGACAGUGGACACACAGGAGGUGGCCUUUAGAAAGAAGAGGCUGUGCAUUAAAUUUAUCCCUCGGGAUUCAACUGAAGCUGCCAUUUGUGAUAUUCGGAUCAUGGGCCGGACCAAGCAGGCACCUCCCCAGUACACAUUUAUUGGGGAACUGAACAGCAUGGGCAUCUGGUACCGCAUGGGCAGAGUGCCAAGAAAUCACGACUCAUCUCAACCCACCACACCCUCGCAGUCGUCAGCAGCUUCCACCCCAGCCCCCAACCUUCCCAGGCACAUCUCGCUAACACUACCAGCCACCUUCCGAGGCAGGAACAGCACCCGGACAGACUAUGAGUAUCAGCACUCCAAUCUGUAUGCCAUAUCAGCAAUGGAUGGCGUGCCUUUUAUGAUUUCAGAGAAGUUUUCCUGUGUUCCAGAAAGUAUGCAGCCCUUUGACCUCUUGGGAAUCACCAUCAAGUCUCUGGCAGAAAUUGAAAAGGAGACAGGCCUCUUCCCUGCUGAAGCAGGAGUGCCACCUCUCUGGGAAAGCACCCUUGUUCUCUCUGAGGUCCCAUGCAGCCACCUGAAGAGUAUGAGUACAGCUUCCGCACAGAGCAGAGCGCAGCGGCACGGCUCCCACCCAGCCCUACCCGGUGCCAGCAGAUCCCCCAGUCCUGAGGAGCCCAUGGCCUUCUGAGGGAGAAGAUGCCUCCUGCCCAGUGCCCAGACUACUGAUGGGGUGGCUGGGGUGUGGGUCACUCCCUCCCUCACCCGCCCAUCCUGCCUGCCCUCCCCACUGAUCUAGACACUCUGGGCAGCUGAGUGGUCACAUUGGCUUGCCUGAAGAGACUCCCCUGCCUCCCUGGGGGUGUUGUUCAUAAUUGCGACUAAUCUGUGUGUGCUAUAGCGACCAGAGGCUCCUAGCGUGUCUGUGUGAUGACCACUUAUCCUGCAAAACGUCUUUACCCCCACCCCAAGAGUCACCUCCAAGGGCCUGGACUCUUGCUCCAGCUGCCCAGUGAUGCCCACUGGCUCCCCUUCAACUGACCAUUACCCACUAUGGGAAUCCCACAAAGCCGUUGUCUCUCUCCCGGAAGAUCUGAGUUGGCACUUCACACAGGACCCCCCUGCAAGAGACACUGACCACCUCUGACCCAGGCCAACAGGUUCAAGUGGCCCAUGUUUUGCAGUGACCCUGAGAAAAUGGGACCCUACUUCACUCCAGACAACUGUGGACUCUCCCUCAUUGCGCACACAGGACAUCCAGCGACCACACAGAUGAUAUCUCACUUUCUGUGGAGGUGACCGAGUGCCUGCCUGGAUGUGAACUUGGCUACCAGGGUGCUGCACUUGGCCCCGGGUGCUGAACUUGGCCUCGGGUUCUAAUUCCUGCAAAGGGCUCCCCUGCCAGCCGCCUGCCAGCAACAACUCCACCCUCCUCAGCCUGGUGCCCUGACCUGGUUACUGACAUAGGGCAGAUUCUGAAAGACACAGUACCAAGCCUUGCAGGGACUCAGCACAAGGGCACCAAGUACACUCAGCAAAGCCCACCUCACUGUGUCUGCAGCAUCUGCUAGCAGGAUCAAACAUGUUGUUUUGAACAAAAGUCCCUCUGUCCCAGGCCUCUGAAUUUGGGUCAGAACUAACACUUCUUCACAAGUGUCCAUCUGAGGUGCCAAUUUCAACCCCCCAUGCAUUGCCAUGAGAACAGUGGUCACUACUGUCCCAGACACUGAGCCUCACCCUGAUGGGCUUCUUUGCCAUGAUUGGCUAUUGGAGUUUGUCUAACAUCUGUCCAUUGAAGGUCUGUGAAUACAGGAGUGUGUAGAGUGGUCGGUGGCUGGAGUGUGGGUAGGCUGCGGGCAGCGGCUGCAUCAGUCCGUACACACCUUGCCAGUGCAGUUCAGAGAUGGCCACAGGCAGCUGGGCAGCUGAAGAGGAAGAGCCAGCCAACAGGAUGGCUAUGGGCCUGGGCAGGGCCAAAAAUACCUCACCUGUCUGCAUGGGCCCCUCAACUCCAGACCCUCAGGCCCUUUCAUGGACCAACCUUCCUCCAUCAGCCUCACCAUUUGGUACUUCGUUAAUAUGUGUUAGAAAUGAUCACCUCACUUCCCCCAAGAUCCGGGGGUGACCACUAGCCCCUUGCCUAUGGGCCCCAAGAACCUCCCACAGAACAGGAAAAGGGAGUUUACCUGUCAGAGGCCCAUGGGCUCAGCAUAGGGUCUCUGGUGGGACUUUGCUGGUGCUCAACCAGGACAGAGUUGAUGAACUGUCUCCAGAUGGUGCCACAAAAAGCUGGGGAGCCCAGGACCUGUGUCUACUGCUGCAGGUCUAACCCCAAAUGGCCUGUGUGACCUGAGGUCCAGCAGAGAGGGAAUGACCUCAAGUGGUCUGAGGGGACGAUGGGAAAGUUGGGGGCAGAGCUCCAGGCUCUCCUGGACACUUCAUUUUGGUUUGUACACUUUGUCCCUCAACGUCUUUCCACUCCCCAGUUGUGAAAUCAUCUCCACCAGGUGACCCCAGAUGACCCUCACACCUCCCUUCAUGGAGAACAUGAGUUCUCAGCAGCUCCUAUAGGCCCUGGAAUACUAAUGUGACCACGAGGGACCCUCUGCCAGUGAUCAAGAAGGCCAAACAAGGGGUCCUUGGAGACAAGAUGGUGCUGCAGCCCAUUGAUUCAUCCCUAGAGACUCAUGGCCACCAGGAAGAGGGCAAACUGCUCCAACAAGCUGGAGAGACCUCAGAGGCAUGGAGGACGUAGUUUAAGAAUAACUUUGACUGUGAACGUCACAGCCUCCACAGCUCUGGUAAUGAAGCAGAGGUGGUGGUAAGGUCAAGGUGGUGUCUGUGGUAGGUUCUAGUCAGCACCCAACCCUCCUGUUCCUCAUCUUCUGAGAGGUGGUGGUAGUGUGUGUGUCGUGUGUAAGUGUCCACCCAGUGUGAAGUACCUCCCAAACCUGGGAGGUGGGGGCUGUGGCUCAGGCCAGAAUUGAGUGGCCUGUCCUGUGUUAUGGAGAGAGCUUUUCUCCACCACCCCAUGGCCACUGUGGGAAGGGAAGCACAAGGAUUCUUUGGGAGAUAGGAAAAGCAACAGCCUCUCUCUUAGAUCCCCCUCCUCCACCAGCAUGUCCCACUACAGCUGCUGUCCCUGCCCAUCAUACCUGUCUGUCCUAAAAAGACUAACCAGAGCACAGCACCCCAGCCCCACUGUCCCCACUCUGAAAAUUCAGUUCCUUUCUCACAGCCUUGGAAAUGGCACACAGGGUAACAGAAGGUUUCCUCCAAGUCACCUGCAAAUUUUUCAGAAGGCCUGUUUCCUGCCCCAUGUCCAAGAAUUGAUGGCAGCCCACCCUGUGCUACUUAGAUUCAACAGCCCAGACUCAGGGAAGAAAGAAUAAGUCAGCACCACCCUACCUUCCUGAUGGCCAGAGCUGUGUAGCCACCCUGUGGCCAAGGUCAUUUUGCCAGGAGAAGAUAUAGGCUGAUUGGCAACCCCUCUGUCAGAAGGGCGUGAGGACACGGGGCCUGAGGGACUGAGCAGCAGCAUCCCACCCCCACUAACACCAGGCUGGGCAGCCUAAGCACAUUUUCUCUAUCCUUCCCCUCUAAACAAGCCCAGAAGGGGGUGCUCUUUGCUCCCUGUCACAGAUGAAGCGCCUGAGGUACUGCCCCAGGCACAAGCUGGCCUGGGGCAGAGGUAAGAUCUGACCCCAAGACCCCUGGGCCAACCAUUCUAUCUUAUGACACAUCUCAGACUGGCCUUUGUGUCCAAGCCUGUGAUGAACUUAUUCUGUCACCAAGUCACCGCACCAUGGCAGUGGGCACUAGGCAUGGAUCAGGCCAGGAGCCCUCCUGCCCUGCUCCUCCCCAUUCUAGCUGUCAGCUGCUCCAAUCCCCUGCCACCUUUGGGGACUGCCAGCCAGGGAGGAGGGUAGAAAGGUCUUGACAAACAGCUACAUGCCACCAAUCCAUGCAGAGCCGAGCUCAUGAAAUUAGUUUGUGUCCAUCUGACCCCAGAGCCCAAGGAGGAGGCCCAACACCCGCUGUACCCAGGCCCCCUCCCAGGUGGCCUGGGCACCUCGAAGCAGCCCAGCUUGCUUCACCUACUCUGGGCACAGGCAUCUGAGCAGCUGCAACCAUCACCUCCAGGAGCCCAGCUUUGUUCUCCCUUCAAAGGCUUGUGAGCUGCCAGGCCACUGUGUGGUGCUGGGACAUGGAGUGGCCUCCUUUCCUGCAUAUUUAUUCAAGGUGACUUCUUGGCAAAGGGAGGUUUCACUGUGUGGUUGUAUUCUUAAUAUAAUUUGUUAAAUAAACGUUUUAACCUCUUUC
This is a messenger RNA of Nannospalax galili (Upper Galilee mountains blind mole rat), 4707 nucleotides long. RefSeq names its product multivesicular body subunit 12B (gene Mvb12b). Lineage: Eukaryota; Metazoa; Chordata; Mammalia; Rodentia; Spalacidae. Gene Ontology annotation, biological process: regulation of epidermal growth factor receptor signaling pathway; viral budding; virus maturation. The record is from RefSeq and is a predicted model, not a curated record. The transcript is spliced from 11 exons. Gene Ontology annotation, cellular component: late endosome; ESCRT I complex. The coding region runs from base 101 to 1075 and encodes 324 amino acids.